Molecule: messenger RNA, 6141 nt
Organism: Lonchura striata (white-rumped munia)
Lineage: Eukaryota; Metazoa; Chordata; Aves; Passeriformes; Estrildidae
Gene: CDK19
Product: cyclin dependent kinase 19
Biological process (GO): protein phosphorylation
Cellular component (GO): nucleus; cytosol
Molecular function (GO): ATP binding; protein serine/threonine kinase activity
Source: RefSeq, a predicted model, not a curated record
GGACAUGGCGGCGCCGGGAGGGGGCUCCGCCAGCUGCGGCUGCUGAUCCGGCCGCCGCGUCCCCCUGCCCGCCCGUCCCUCCCCGCCCAUGGGCGAGACAUGGACUACGAGUUCAAGUCGAAGCUGGCGGCCGAGCGCGAGCGGGUGGAGGACCUGUUCGAGUACGAGGGAUGCAAGGUGGGCAGAGGCACCUACGGGCACGUCUACAAGGCCCGCCGCAAGGACGGAAAAGAUGAAAAGGAGUAUGCACUGAAGCAAAUUGAAGGUACAGGGAUAUCCAUGUCGGCCUGUAGAGAGAUUGCACUUUUACGAGAGUUGAAGCACCCAAAUGUGAUUGCAUUGCAGAAGGUUUUCCUUUCUCACAGUGACAGAAAGGUUUGGCUGCUGUUUGAUUAUGCUGAGCAUGACUUGUGGCAUAUUAUCAAGUUUCACCGUGCCUCAAAAGCAAAUAAAAAACCCAUGCAGUUGCCAAGAUCUAUGGUUAAAUCCCUACUCUACCAGAUCCUCGAUGGAAUCCAUUACCUCCAUGCAAACUGGGUGCUUCACAGAGAUCUGAAACCAGCAAACAUUCUGGUAAUGGGGGAAGGUCCUGAAAGAGGAAGAGUCAAAAUAGCUGAUAUGGGUUUUGCAAGAUUGUUUAACUCACCUCUGAAGCCAUUGGCAGACUUGGAUCCGGUUGUGGUGACAUUCUGGUACAGAGCUCCAGAGCUGUUACUUGGGGCCAGACAUUACACAAAGGCCAUUGAUAUUUGGGCAAUUGGCUGCAUAUUUGCUGAGCUAUUGACUUCAGAACCUAUAUUUCACUGUCGCCAGGAGGACAUCAAAACAAGUAAUCCUUUUCAUCAUGAUCAGCUAGACCGCAUUUUCAGUGUAAUGGGAUUCCCUGCAGAUAAAGACUGGGAAGACAUAAGAAAGAUGCCAGAAUAUCCAACUCUUCAGAAAGAUUUUAGAAGAACAACAUAUGCCAAUAGUAGCCUCAUAAAAUACAUGGAGAAACACAAAGUCAAGCCUGACAGCAAAGUUUUUCUUUUGCUUCAGAAGCUUCUUACUAUGGACCCUACAAAGAGAAUUACCUCAGAGCAGGCUUUGCAGGACCCCUAUUUUCAAGAGGAUCCUCUGCCUACGUCAGAUGUAUUUGCUGGCUGUCAGAUUCCAUAUCCAAAAAGAGAAUUCCUCAAUGAAGAUGAACCUGAAGAGAAAGGGGAUAAGAAUCAGCAGCAGCAGAAUCAGCAUCAGCAGCAAACAGCACCUCAGCAGCAGGCGCAGGCAGCGCCGCAGCAGCCGCAGCCGCAGCAGCAGAACAGCAGCCAGACCAACGGGACGGCGGCGGGCGCCGGCGGGGCAGGCGGGGGCGCGGGCGCGGGGCUCCAGCACAGCCAGGACUCCAGCCUCAGCCAGGUGCCUCCGAACAAGAAACCACGCAUAGGGCCUUCAGGCGCUAACUCAGGCGGGCCUGUCAUGCCUUCGGAUUAUCAGCACUCCAGCUCACGCCUGAGUUACCAAAGCAACAUUCAGGGAUCUUCUCAGUCCCAGAGUACAAUGGGCUAUUCCACAUCGUCUCAGCAGAGCUCUCAGUAUCACCAAUCUCAUCAGUCUCACAGGUACUGAGGGGCCUGACAGGCUGCACUCAGAAAGAAAUGGACUAGAAGCCAGAAGACUCCAGCAAUAUGAAGUUCAUAACGAUGAGAAGACCAAAAAUACAAACUAUGAUGCAGAAUUAAAAUUCAUGAUGAUAAAAGGAAAACUUCACUCACUGAAGACUUCCCCCAUCCCUGCCCCAUCCCCAUCCCUUUAUUGCCAUAAAGGAGAUUCUUGUGAAGUUUUCCUUCCUUCCUGCCCUUGCAUGUGCUCCAUUGUGGUUACUCUAAUGAACCCUUCUGAUCUGAACCCAGCACUUAACUUCUUUAUCCUUUGGAAUUUUGAAGGAUUCCUGGUGCACCUUCCUUAUGCUGUAGUGAUUGCCAUAAAUCUGUCUUUUCAAUCUCUUUGAUGGGAUUUUAAAGUUUUAAAAUCUUGAACUCCCAGGCUUUCAAGCUUGUAUAUAGUUAGUUUUGUACUAGGCAAACCAGUUUAGCUAUACAGGUAUAUUGCACCUUUUUAAAGCACUAUGUUAUUUUCACAGGAUAUUACUGUUUUGCUCAUGGAUGUCAAGAACAGCAAAAUUUUACUGUUCCAGAGUAUUUUACUAUUCUGUUUUUAUUAGUCUAGUUUUCAGGCAAAGUAUUAAAAAUAAAAAAUUUUAAAAAUUAAUAAAAUGAAAAAAAGAAAAAUGAAAAAAGAAAAAACCCACCCAAGUCUCUGCAGCAACAGAUAUGCUUCAUGCUACUGGACUGAAUGCCAAACAGAAGAUUGCUGAUAUUUCUUAACUCAUUCACAUUGAAUUCUUGAAAUCACAGUGAUCGUGCUCUGACUAGUUUUAAAUUAAGCAUUACUUUAAAUGAAACCAGGACAGUCACAUAAAAAGGAGAUGCUUUCAGGAUCUGUUGGAACAGAAGAAUGGAAUGUCUUCCCAGGCUGGACACCAAAAUAGUCAGGAAAAUGUAUUUACUGCCCUCAAGUCUCAGUAGGAAUGUGGAUGUCAGGCUUUUUCUGUAUUUCUGAGAAGUAGCUUAUUAAUGUGUGUGAGAGUUCUAUAAAUUUAGCUUUCUUUCACAUUCCAGAGUCAGUUCUCAAAACUUAAAGGUGACAGAAAUACUAAGACUUGCAAAAACAAAUGAAUUUAAUCAUUUUAUGUUAGAAUUUAUAAUUAAGAGAAAUUAUUGUGCAGUUUGAAAAGCAUGUUGAAAAUUGUUCCUUUUUGUUGUUUAUUAUGCAUAUUCUGUGUCCCUCACAUUGCUGUGAUUAACCAGAUUAGUUACACCAGAUGCGCUUGAUUGCACUGAAAUGUUUCUUUUUCCCUAGAGCAAACAUGUUUUGAUUGUGCCUAAGGGACUGUAAGUGGAUGGGUAGCUGGCAGAAAAUCCCUAGUAAUUAAGCAAGAGUUCAGAAGCAUAAUCAGAGGAUUAUUGUCCAACUUCUGGAACCACAGUUAUUCAGAGAGACACAACAUGUAAUUUGGGACAGCUUCGUUUUUGCUUCAGCCUUCAGAAAUAAGGCUGACUCCUGUGGCAGAAAACCUAGAGGAAUGCAUUUAGAAAGCUACUGGCAGUGUAACAUCAGAGAGCUUCUACAGCUGGUGUCCAGAGAAGAGGUGACAGGAGUUCAGGUGUAAAUGGUCAGUGGUAACAGAUUUUUAUACUGCAGAGUGUUAUCUUCUGUCCCAUGCCCACACACAAAAAAAAAAUAAAAAAAAAAUGGUGUACCCAUGCACAUUCACACUGAAGUUGUGAUCAGAUGUAGCAGAUGAGUAGGUCUGUUUGCUCUGAGGAGAAUGCUUUUCAUCACAUAUAUGGUUCUACUGGAUUUGAUCUCCCAGUCAUCUUUAGUGCCCCCUUCCUCCUCAAACUCGUGCUGUUUUCCUGCUUUGUGUGAGCAGUUGGCUUGCUUUGGCCAUACCUACCAUCCUGUGAUUUUGACAACACACAGCUGCUCCAGAAAAGCAGCUAAAACCUGCUUUUGUCAUCAAAUGGAUAAGAAGGUGGUGAAAAACUAAAUGAAGCAAUUGAAGGGAAAAAUUAUUUCUGGGGAAAAAUAAUCUCCCAGAGGAUACUUUCAAUGUAUAACCCUUGAAAUGCUACAUUUUAUACAUACUGUAGUACUCUGAAAGGACAGGUUUUAAUUGUUCCUUUAUUUAACUGACUGUGGGGUGACAAUUCUUUCUGUCUCCUCCCUUACUGAUGUUAGGAUGAGGUACUUUUGAUCAAAUGGAUAUUUGGCCUAUGCUAUUAAGUAACACUUCUUUUAUACUUCUGCGAUUUGAAUGUCACAUUUCUGGAAAUUAACUUAUGGCAGAGUGAUUUUUGUCCCCUUGUGUUCUUUUCAUCCGUCUGUUCUCUCAGAAUUAUUUUGUCUUUUCUACUACAGUUAUCUAACAUUUAUUUUCCCUGCUGUGACUUGCAGCUGAUCAUCAAAAUUCAUACAAGAUCAGGAGGUAGCAGGGGACCACUGUUUAAUUAAGGUGGGCUCUUGUGCCAAUAAGGCAAAAUCAUGGUGUAGAUUAAUCUCUGUGUAGAGUGUGAAACUUCACAGCAAUGUAAGGUGCUUUAAUUGAGUGAACUUCCAGCUUCUAGCAUGACUGCCACAACCUCUCUCAGCUGUACUUGGCUUUCUUGUCUUGGUUGGGUUGAUAGAUGACCACAUGCCACUCCUCUCUCUAGCUUCUAUGUGCACAGGUGAAGCUGAGCUGUCUUCUUCUGUUCCUCCAAAUUCACAACUGGGAGGAGAGGGAAUAAAAGCAGCAGCACUGGCUGCAAAAUGUAGGCUCUGCACACUCUUGUAGAUUCUUCCUGGGGGUGAAAUAAUUUGCCUUUUCUUGGGAGCUUGAUGCAUGCUGCCAGGGUUGGUGGCAGUCAUAGUGGAAGAAGACUUGCUGCCUAGGGUUUUUUUUCCCAUGAGGUAAAAAACUCUCUGCUUUCAGAAAUGAAUUGUGCAGUUUGAUGUGGGAAACCAGGACUGUGUCAUUUUUAUGGGGUUUUUUUUUGCCUGUGCAGUUUCUUUAUUACUCAGCUCUGUCUCUGCCCAUAACCUACAGACUCUCAGCAAAGUGUUUCACACCUCUACUGAGAGGUGCAGAGCUGUCUUCUCCAUCCUGGUGAGAGAACAGGCUGCUGAGCACAACUUUUCAUGUCAUGGCUCAGAGGAAACAAACACGUGGGGAAUUAAUGGGAUGAGCAGCCUGGUUCGCGUUGGUGAAGUUUAUGUAGCACAAACUGCACAAUGAAGGAAAAAUAAUAGGGAAAGCUGCGACUCCUGCACUGUAUCUGUGACACUGUAUCUGGGGAGGGGGAGGGAAGUGCAUUCGUAGUGGGAGGGGUGGCGGGAAGCUAGAAGUGUUCAAAUAUGUAUGAUAUUUUAUAUAAACAUAAUAAGCUUAGUUCCCCUUCAUAAUCUUCAGGAAUGGUACUUUAACACCAUUAAGUAAAGAAUUGUUUUAGGAUUAAAUAAAUGUAUUGUACAUAAGGCCAUACGUAAUCUUCUAAAAAUGUCGCCAGACAGGAGCGAUGUGUAUUACAAUAUGAAAAAAGUCCUUAAUGCACUGUUAUCUCCUAAAUAUUUAGUAGUAAAUUAAUGCUAUUUAAUUUUUUUAAAAAUUUGUCUUGUGUAGACACUAAAAAGUAUUACACAAAAUCUGGACAGAAUAUGUCCUUUUUAACAGCAAUUUAAAGAACUUUUUAUAUAUGUAAGGUAGUAACUUUUCAAAUUGUUCUAGUUGUAUAUUCCCAUGUUUACUAUUUGUGGAAGUGUGCCUGUCUCUACUCAGUUUUUUUUUUUCCUAAUAAUUUCAUGCACGCAUCUUUCAUUUUCGCAGUUUCCAUUAGAAAUUACUGUGUAUGCGCCUGGUGCUGCCACAAAACUUUCCUGCUCUAGAUUUGUGGUGGCUGCAUUCAGUAGUGCCCGUGCCAAUGGGCUACCAAAACCACAAAGCAAAAUACUUGUUUCUCAUUCUAGAGUUGAGAGUUUACUGCUUUUAAGUUGUCCUGAUGUCACUCUUGAAAUGACUGUUAAAACUAAGCUAUGAGUUCAUUGCAUUUAUUUUAUAUUCUUGGUUGUAAUGAAAUGGAAUUGACUUUGCUUCAGUGUGAAUUUUUUUAAUAAAAUAAUAUACAUUUGUAAUAAUAAUAAAAAGUUCAAAUCAAAUAAGUGUGCAGAAAAGUUUUUGUAAACAUCAACUCUGGGCUACCAGUAGGGAAAAUACAGCCCACAAAAUUGCAGUUGUAAUUAUAUUCAGGAUGUUUAUGAUAUCUUACACCACAGAAAACAAAGCUUCCAAAGCCUCAGGGUUGAAAUUACAGUUUUUAAAAUGCCCACGAGAAUAUUCACAGCUAUGUGUCUAUCAAAAUAGAAUGAAGCUUUAUGGAAAGCAGGAUUGAUGGAGUGUUCUCUUAGGUUUUGCUCUCCACUUGUAAGCGUAUGGAUCUGCCACACUGAUGACACUUGCUGAGAUUCAUUAUAACUUGCAUGACAAUCCUGUAGAUGCAUUUUCUGAAAAAGAAAGCUGUUUUAGUCUGUUCUGAAAAUAAAUGCUUUCCUGUUUUCUCCUCC